This is a messenger RNA of Penicillium argentinense, 1746 nucleotides long. Its product is annotated as MFS transporter. The transcript has 2 exons. NCBI's taxonomy places the organism in Eukaryota, Fungi, Ascomycota, Eurotiomycetes, Eurotiales, Aspergillaceae. Gene Ontology annotation, biological process: xenobiotic detoxification by transmembrane export across the plasma membrane. The record is from RefSeq and is a predicted model, not a curated record. Bases 1 to 1746 code for a protein of 581 amino acids. Gene Ontology annotation, molecular function: fluconazole transmembrane transporter activity.
AUGGCCGCCUACAUCCGCGAUGCCCCCUUCGGGCAACUGGUUCGACUCUUGACCAAGAACAAAUACUUCCAAUAUCCAGAAGAAAAGCCCGACUUCAAGCUGCCCGAGCCAUGGAUAAAGUUGAUGAACGGCACGGACGCGCCGCCCAAUGGGGAGUCCGAAAAGAAGUCCGAAGAACAGACCUCGAGCCCAAACACCGAUGAAGAGAGCGGCAUCCUCAGUCACACCUCAACCCUCAACACCACGCCUUUUACCGAAGCCCGCCUCGAGGCCGACGAACAACAUGAAAUUGAAAAAGUGAAGUCGACUCCCAUCGUGCCAACGCGGACAAAAGAUGGCGCUAUUCUCGUGGACUGGUACUAUACCGACGAUGCGGAGAAUCCGCAUAACUGGUCCAAUUCGAAGCGCGCCAUGAUGACCACUUUGAUCUGCCUUUACACAUUUGUCGUAUAUACUACAUCUGCGAUCUACACCUCCUCUUUACAGGGUGUUAUGGAAGAGUUCAACGUUGACUCACUGGUCGGCACACUUGGUCUAUCCCUCUACGUUCUCGGAUAUGGUGUUGGUCCUCUGAUUUUCUCUCCAUUGAGUGAGAUUCCAGUCAUCGGACGAAACCCAGUGUAUAUCAUCACCAUGUUCCUCUUCGUUAUUAUAUCUAUCCCCACCGCAUUUGUGGGCAACUUCCCUGGUCUACUAGUCCUUCGUUUCCUCCAGGGAUUCUUCGGCUCACCAUGUCUUGCCUCUGGAGGUGCUUCGAUCGGUGAUAUGUACAGUCUGAUUUCCCUGCCAUAUGCCAUGAUGGCCUGGGUUUCUGCUGCCUACUGUGGACCCGCCCUCGGACCUCUGCUCAGCGGCUUCGCUGUCCCAGUUAAGGGCUGGCGCUGGUCCCUGUACGAAUCAAUUUGGGCCUCUGCCCCAGUCUUUAUCCUGAUGCUGCUCUUCCUCCCCGAGACAAGCAGCGCAACCAUCCUGCUCCGCCGCGCCCAGCGUCUCCGCAAAAUCUACAACGACAACCGCUUCAUGUCCCAGUCCGAGAUCGACCAGCGCAACAUGCGCGUCUCAUCCAUCGCCAUUGACGCCCUGGUCAAGCCGAUCGAAAUCACAGUCAAGGAUCCCGCCGUGCUCUUCGUCCAGAUCUACACCGCCAUCAUCUACGGCAUCUACUACUCCUUCUUUGAGGUGUUCCCGCUCGUCUACCCCGUCGACUACGGCAUGAACCUUGGACAAAUCGGUCUUGUCUUCCUGUGUAUUCUCAUCUCUUGCAUCCUGGGUGUCUCCAUCUACGGCUUCUACAUCUACUACUGGAUGAACCCCCGCAUUGCGCGUUUUGGAUUCCCCGUCCAAGAAGCUCGUCUCAUUCCCGCCCUGCCAGCCUCUUUUGGACCGACGAUCGGUCUCUUCCUCUUUGCCUGGACGGCUCGGGCUUCCAUCCACUGGAUCGCACCUACGAUUGGCAUUACCAUCUACGGCGCGACGGUCUUCAUCGUCAUGCAGUGUGUUUUCGUCUACAUUCCGCUCAGCUACCCCAUGUAUGCCGCCAGUCUGUUCGCGGCGAAUGAUUUCUUCCGCAGUGCACUUGCGUGCGGUAGCGUGCUCUUUGCUCACCCGCUUUUCGGCAACCUGGGCGUUGCACGGGGUGUGAGUCUCCUCGGUGGACUGAGUGUCAUCGGUAUUGUUGGCAUCUGGCUACUUUACUUCUAUGGUGCUCGGCUCAGGUCUCUGAGCAAGUUUGCUCUCUCUGAAUGA